Aspergillus campestris IBT 28561 is the source of this 948-nucleotide messenger RNA. RefSeq lists its product as uncharacterized. The transcript is spliced from 2 exons. Gene Ontology annotation, biological process: protein phosphorylation. Lineage: Eukaryota; Fungi; Ascomycota; Eurotiomycetes; Eurotiales; Aspergillaceae. Gene Ontology annotation, molecular function: ATP binding; protein kinase activity. Bases 268 to 843 code for a protein of 191 amino acids. The record is from RefSeq and is a predicted model, not a curated record.
CCAUCACCUACCUACCUAAACUUACAAAGCCGACACACAAUCCACAUUCAACCUCUUCUUCAUAGCUUGCAAACUCUAACCAGCCCAAUGUCCGACGAUCUUGAUGUCAACCCAUCCGAGGUCAAAUUCCUCGCAACGCUAAAAGAGAGCAAGAACUCAGUAGUCUUCAAAGUCCAUUUCCGAGACAAGAUAUGCGUCAUGACAGUGGUAAACAAAUGAACCAUUCUCUUCGUUUACUGCCUCUUACUGUGUGCUGAGGUAUAAUAAAUGCAAGUAUCACGACAGAGGCAAAUCCGAAUGGGACCCCCCCCCGACCGCGAAAUUAACCUAUUCAUCUCAGAAUCCACCACAUAUAGCAGACUAAAAGCAAAAGGCCUGUGCCAUAGAGGCGUUAUUCCUGAUUUCUACGGGACGAUCAGAAAGAUCCAACCGGCUUCAUGGCCCUCUCUCACCAUGUUCCUAGACGACGAACUCCCCCCCAACGCCACCGUCAUCGAAUACAUUCCCAACCUGCAGCAGAUCGAUCUGUCCAAUUAUACAGAGCGCCGUUUGGAGACACUCCGUGACAUCCUUGACGAGAUACACAACGCGGGUGUUUUACAUGGUGAUGCUUAUCCGCGUAAUAUGAUGGUAUCGCUAUCUCCAGGGGAACGCGAUCGGGUGUUGUGGAUCGACUUUGAUUCUGCGCAAACGUUUGCUGAGGGGGAUUCGCUUUCGUCAAGACAGAGGCAGUGGGUUGGGGAUGAGGUUGAGUUGGUGGAUUAUUUUGUGGAUGCUUUGCCGAAGGAUUUCGAGGAAGGGAGGCUGAAUCGUACGUGGUCUUACUAUCACCAGUAUGAUUAGGAGGACUGGUUGGUUAUCAUGCCCUGUAUAUAUAUACAUGAGGGUUGGAAUAUGCUCUAUAUCGCUAGACUGGGUCGUGCGGGGCACGGCUAUAUCCUCUUCCGC